Salvelinus namaycush (lake trout) is the source of this 1003-nucleotide messenger RNA. RefSeq names its product tafazzin (gene taz). The coding region runs from base 130 to 360 and encodes 76 amino acids. NCBI's taxonomy places the organism in Eukaryota, Metazoa, Chordata, Actinopteri, Salmoniformes, Salmonidae. The transcript has 4 exons. Gene Ontology annotation, cellular component: mitochondrial membrane. Gene Ontology annotation, molecular function: 1-acylglycerophosphocholine O-acyltransferase activity. Gene Ontology annotation, biological process: cardiolipin acyl-chain remodeling; inner mitochondrial membrane organization. The record is from RefSeq and is a predicted model, not a curated record.
UUUCGCUGCAACUGCGAUCUAUCUGUGCACGUGACCAAUAAACUUUGAUUUGUAUGUGUUUCAGGUGUGGGCCGUCUGAUAGCAGAGUGCUCCCUUAACCCUGUUAUUCUCCCUGUGUGGCAUGUAGGUAUGAGUGAUGUCUUGCCCAAUGAGCGACCCUACAUCCCUCGUACUGGACAGAGAAUCACAGUCCUGAUAGGGAAUCCAUUUACAGUCAAAGACCUUCUGGAGUCACUCCGACAACAGCAGAAGAGCCAGAUGGAGAUGAGGAAGGCCCUGACAGAUUCCAUCCAGGAGGAGUUUCGUAGCCUGCGGACCAAGGCUGAGGCUCUCCACCAGCGGGUACAGACCACUACCUGAGCCCCAGGCUCCAGCCCGGCCUCCACACCUGGACCCUACCCUAACCUCAGGGUACCAACUCAAUAUAGAGUGGACAAAGAGACUGUAUACACACACACACAAACAGUAAACUAUAUUCACACACACACACACACACACACCUGUGCCUCAUAGUGUGUGCAGUCCAACCUGCUGUCUGAUAAACCAGUGGUCACCAAUGUGAUAAUUGCAAGGAGAAUCCUGCGAUGCCCCUCAAAAAUCAUUCAGGCAACAUACAGGCAACGCUGAGAAAACAGUGUUUUUUGCUUCAUGUUUGAAACCAAUUCAAUGGGAAUGUCCAUAAAGCCAAUGUUGUGUUUAACAGGCAUUGUACCAACUGUCCCGUUCCCUCCCGUGUUAUGAAGUCACGUGACACUCACCUCUGUCCCCACGGUAACAGCAGAACUAGGAGUAGUGGAGUGAAGUGUGGUGCCCACGGUAACAGCAGAACUAGGAGUAGUGGAGUGAAGUGUGGUUCCCACAGUAACAGCAGAACUAGGAGUAGUGGAGUGAAGUGUGGUUCCCACGGUAACAGCAGAACUAGGAGUAGUGGAGUGAAGUGUGGUUCCCACGGUAACAGCAGAACUAGGAGUAGUGGAGUGAAGUGUGGUGCCCACGGUAACAG